Messenger RNA from Castor canadensis (American beaver), 1629 nucleotides. NCBI's taxonomy places the organism in Eukaryota, Metazoa, Chordata, Mammalia, Rodentia, Castoridae. The record is from RefSeq and is a predicted model, not a curated record.
AUGGGGACGUUGCUGCUUUCCAGGAGACUGGGUGUGCGGAGACUGGUUUGGACUGUGAAGGAGGCUGAGCACCACGCAGGCAGCUCAGGAGAGGUAGAGAGCCGCCAGCGGGGCCUGCCAGGGAGAGGAAAAGAGAGUUUUUGCCCGUGCUCAAACGCUCCUCACUACGUGGCCGAAAAGAAGCCGUUGCAGCUCAAGAUGUUCGCUAAGCAGAGAUAUGGUGUAACCGUGACCCUUGUGGCUCCCAAUGCCCAAGCAAGAAGGUUGGCACGUGGGCGCGCAGGAGGCGGGACACCGAGACGCGGCAUCCUAGACCUGCCCGGAAGUGCCUGGGCGCUGUCCGCCCGCGAGGACUGGCCGGCCGGCACCGACCCCGCGGGCCCAUUGUGCCCGCCGCGCACGGGAAGGAGCCUCCAAGGGUGUGUGCAGCUGCAGGGAGCUAUUCAGGUCAAGAUAAAUACUUCAAAAGAGUUUUUAUACUUGGAUGUUCAAGUUCCUGAGGUGUGGGAAGAGCUUCUGACAAUGAAAGUGAAGGCAGGAAGUCACCUCCAAAGGCAGGAAUUGAGACUGAAAUGCAAUAAUCCUCUGGCAAGGGAAGUCUUCCGAAGACACUUUCAGCAGCUCUGCUACCAGGAAACCCCUGGACCAAGAGAGGCUCUUACCCGACUUCAGGAAUUUUGCUACCAGUGGUUGAGGCCACAUGUGAGCACAAAGGAGCAAAUUUUGGAUCUGUUGGUGCUGGAGCAGUUCCUGUCCAUCCUGCCCAAGGAGCUUGAGGGCUGGGUGAAGGAACAUUGUCCAGAUGGAGAAGAGGAUGUGAUUUUGCUGAAGGAUCUGGAGAGAGAACUCGAUGAACCACAAGAUGAAAUAUUGUUUCUGUGUGUCCACAUGGUAACUCACAGACAUGGACAAGUCCUCUCUAAAGAGAUUGUGCGUCUAGGAGAGCAGACUUCACUGCUGAGUCUUCAGUCCCAGCCUACAGAGCCCAAGCUCACAUGUGACCCUAGCCUGGAGUCCCAUUCUAUUGGAGAGACAGAUGAAAUGACCCAUGUUGAGGACAGAGAAUUGUUGCUAAGGAAAGACUGUCCUAAGAUAGUGGAACCACAUGGGAAAAUGUUUCAUGAUCAGACCUUGGAAGUAUUACAUCAGGAAGUUCAACAUGGAGAAAGUAGUGCAUGUAAGGGUGAUAUAGAGCAACGAUGGGAAAACCCAUUAGAAGAUGGGCAACACAGAUGGAACAAGUGUGGGAAAAGCUUUUCUCAGAGCUCAGGUCUCAUUCAGCAUCAAAGAAUUCACACUGGAGAAAGACCCUAUAAAUGUAAUGAGUGUGGGAAAGCCUCUCACCGAGGAAUCCACAAUAUACAGAAAUGGUACCACUGUAAAGAGUGUGGAAAAGCCUUCAGCCAGAGUGCUGGUCUUAUCCAGCAUCAGAGGAUCCAUAAGGGGGAAAAGCCCUAUCAGUGUAGCCAGUGUGGUAAGAGCUAUAGUCGGCGUUCCUUUCUAGUCGAGCAUCAGAGAAGCCACACGGGGGAGCGACCUCACUAAUGCUCUGAAUGUGGGAAAAGCUUUAACUGCCACUGCAACCUCAUCUGCCAUCAGAAGAUCCACACAGUGGCUGAUCAAGUGUAG